ACUAGACACCUAUUACCCCUAGGUUCCUUUGAUUGAUGUAAUUUGGGUAGACAGGGAUUAUAUCACAAUGCAUUUAACAAGGCUAAAAAGUUGAGACAGAGGUUGAGGGACAAUAAACAUUGAGAAUGCCAGGAAAGGUCAAAGUUCGAGUGCUUGCUGGGCGGGGCCUGCCUGUCAUGGACCGAUCUACGGAUCUUACGGAUGCCUAUGUUGAAGUGCGCUUUGGGACAGAUGUGUUCAAAACUGACAUUUGCAAGAAGUCUUUGAAUCCUCAGUGGAACUCAGAGUGGUUCAAGUUUGAGGUAGAGGAUGAGAGUUUACAAGAUGAGCCUUUGGAACUGAGGGUUCUGGACCAUGACACAUACAGUGCAAAUGAUGCAAUAGGAAAAAUUUACGUUGACCUUAAUCCGUUACUGACCAAAGAUCCCCUCAAGGUCAUUAGUGGCUGGUUCCCAAUCUAUGACACAAUGCAUGGCAUACGUGGAGAACUUAAUAUCAUCGUGAAAGUGGACCUAUUCUCUGAUGUGAAUAAGUUCAGACAGUCGUCUUGUGGAAUCCAGUUUUUUAGCACUGCUGAGGUUCCAUCUGGAUAUCGGAUGCAGGUCAUCAAUGGAUUUGUGGAGGAACUUGUGGUAAAUGAUGAUCCGGAGUAUCAAUGGAUUGACAAGAUCCGCACACCUCGCGCAUCCAAUGAAGCUCGGCAGAGACUCUUCUCCAAAUUAUCAGGUGAACUCCAGAGAAAAAUUGGUGUGAAAGUGUCAGAGUUAGGAGGGAAUGCUGUCAUAGGUUACUGCCAAUGCUUCGACCUGGAGGGGGAGUCAGGUAUAGUGGCGCGAGGGAUAGGGACUGGCGUCACCUUGGUGCGACCUUCACAAAUGAUGCCCCCCUCCCCACUGGGCGUCUCUCCUCAGUUCAAAGAUAUGAGGCAUGCUGUGAACUCACUAAACUACUUCAAUCAUCACCAAACACCACCUAGUUUUGGUCCUUCACUGACUUCUCGCUCACAUCAUCACUUAACAAUGACCCCUCCCCACACUCCAGUCAGGAAAUCCGUCUCCAUAUCCCCGCCCCCCUCUGCCCCUCCUAUUGUUUCUAGCAGCCAAUCAGCAUUCAGUUUUCCUUUCAGUUCCCCCCUUCCUGAGGAAUCGGCUACACCCUCCUCCCCACCCUCCCAGAUCAUAAGGUGUGCCACGUCACCUGUCAAGGUCGUUUCUCCCCAUACACAGGUGCGAAGGUCAUCCGACUCAGACGUCAGUAAUAUAACCCCACCGAAAGGAAGCAGUCUAACAGAGAGCAGUGGGAGCGGUAGUGGUUUAGGAAGUGGUGGAAAAGCGGUGACCAAACUCUCGGCACAGCAACCCAGCAUAGAGCUGAUGGAGUAUCCAUUCUUCACUAUGACAUCAUUUCCUGUGGGUUUCAUAAUUCACCUUGGGGGUGUUGUGUCGGCUAAGUCUGUCAAACUUCUUGACAAGAUUCACAACCCAGAGGAGCCAGAGACUCGAGAUGCUUGGUGGACUGAGAUAAGGACCGAGAUACGAACUCACUGUCGAACCAUGGGAUGCCAUGCUGUGCUGGGAUAUACAGAGCACACCACCAUUUGCGACGAAAUCAUUGUGCUGUGUGCAACAGGCACUGCUGCCAGGGUCAAUGUGACCUAUGACCCGGCUUCAUCCACACGUAUCCCCCCGCCCGCCCCAGCUGUUGUGCAGGAAAAACUUCCAACUGAGAAAGAACGAGACAAGAAGCUGUAUGUGGAUGUUAAUCUGGCCAAUUCUGCUGCUCAGGGCUCGCUCCACGCCCUGUAUGAUCACAGUUCUGAUGAUGGAGCCCCAUUUUACAACUGUCUUUUGUGCCAUGUUCCUUACAAACCUAAUUCUGCUCCAUUCCCUGUCAAUCUGUCAGUCUGUGCUAUCUGCAGGAAGCGAAAGGUGCCUGAUGUUUUGUUUACAACCAUAGAUCCUCCACAGGAAAUACAAACCCACGGCAAAGGCGCAUUUAUACAAGCCAGAGUUUGUCGACCAAAACCAAAAAGCAAAGGCGGGGAAUCAAACGCAAAGGAGAUCAGUGAUUGUCUUCCUUUCCUAGAAUAUGAACUUCAUAGUCAGCUGAUGAACAAACUAAAGUUGUUCGGCAUGAAUGGGUUGUACGGCCUCAAGAUGCAGAUCACGGUCGGGGAAUCUCUGCUGGUGGGCGUGGCUACUGCUACUGCUGUGUUCAUUGCAGCCCUGCCGAUCCCCCCAAUUCCCAGGGUGUCGGGCCAGGCAACCACGGAGGAGGAGAAUAACCGAUUACUGGAAAUACAGAAAAGGAUUUCCGAAAGAGUUAUGAAAAAUCGAGAGAAGAAUGACCUACUGCACAUUGACACGGGUCAAGCGAGUCCGCGUAGCAUCGUGACAGAUGACAGCGAUGACGACGCGUCAGAUCUGGACUUGUCGUCGGGGAACAAAGAAACGUUUGUUAUUGAGGUGGAUGAUGCUAAUGAUGAGAACAUCGUUGCUUUGCUCCGGGAAUCCCAGCUCCCCGAGGGAUUCACAAUGCUAAACACCCACAAAAUCCCGGGAUCUACCUCACUGGCUGCCAAUCUCCAGAUGUUUACGCAGGUGUGGAGGCAGGAGUACUUCCCUACAUCUAGAAGUAGCUUCAUGGAUAUCUUUGAGAAUCUAGUCAAGAAAAUCUGCUACAAGUUACGACGGAUGUCCCCUUGCUGCCUGUGUGGUAUUGACUUUGGUGUAGAAAUUCCAGAGGAAAAAGAAAUACAGAUAACUCUGACAGGGGUGUGCUGCUCUACAGAAAAUGUACCAGACUCAGUGUUUGAACUUCACUCAACCAACAAAGGAAAUCUACUCAAAACAGUACAAGGUGUCACUAACAGCAACAACAGUGGGACCAAUGAGGGUGAUGACAUGAUGUUCACCAUGGAGGAGUAUGCAUCAGAGGGAUCAGUGGGCAAUCUAACCGGGCAAGUCAAAGCUCCACUGCUACGCCAGACCAAAGUUGAGACAACUGGGACCAAAAUGGAGGGAAACACACGUAGAUCUCUGGAGCAUGUGCACGUACAUAACAUCCACAAGCUGAAGAGUUGGGUGGAGCUGACACCACUGCAUUACAUACCAGGAUUCAAGAUUGAGAGAUACCUCGGCAACUACAACUUCUUCUUCAUUCGAGAAUCCACUUCAUUACGAGAGGUUGGAGGCCAAGGAGGGUUCAUGCAGAUGUUUGUUGCUGAGGUGAUGGCUAAUGUCAGAGCCAAUGUGGCGUCUUUGGGAGGCAACGGGUUGGUCUCCUACCGCAUGAACCAGUGUGUUCUGAUGUGUAACCCCCACAAAAACCAGAGUCAGUGUUUGAUCAACGUGAGUGGUGACGCAGUGGUGGUGGCUCCUGAGGAAUCGUUCCCCAUUGUGGUGGAACCUCUACGUAAAAACAGCGACUCGCCGGUCACGUGAUCACUGUACAUGUGUGUGAUCAUGAAUUUUCUGCCAUGGCAUUACUUUAGCCAGUAUUAAUAUCACUGCUUCUCAAGGGUUGGAACAUGUAUCAAUAUAGGUUAAAAGGACUAGGAUAUUGUCACAUUUUACAUUCUGUAUGCUUUUAUUUACCCAAGAUAGUUCAUGUAUAUGCAUUUCUAAAUCUGGUGCAAUUUUAUAUGUAUGUUCAGGAUUUGGGUACUCUUAAUUUUUCAGUAUUCCAAAAGCGUCUAGUCAAUACUGCAACAAUAUGCAUGGUAUAUGGUAAGGGUUCACACAAGUCAAAUCAACAAGAUGCUACCUGUUUCACUAAAUUCUGUAUGAAGUUACCCAAAGUAUUUUAUCUUGCAGUAUGUAGUGUAUUUUUCUACAUGCAGGACACACUGUGACACAUGCAAAUAAAGAGAAACUUAAAGUCA
Molecule: messenger RNA, 3883 nt
Organism: Magallana angulata
Lineage: Eukaryota; Metazoa; Mollusca; Bivalvia; Ostreida; Ostreidae
Product: C2 domain-containing protein 5-like
Exons: 31
Coding region: 126-3443 (1105 amino acids)
Biological process (GO): positive regulation of D-glucose transmembrane transport; positive regulation of protein targeting to membrane; intracellular protein transmembrane transport
Cellular component (GO): plasma membrane
Molecular function (GO): calcium ion binding; calcium-dependent phospholipid binding
Source: RefSeq, a predicted model, not a curated record